This is a messenger RNA of Wallemia mellicola CBS 633.66, 1331 nucleotides long. RefSeq names its product 3-beta hydroxysteroid dehydrogenase/isomerase. Gene Ontology annotation, biological process: steroid biosynthetic process. The record is from RefSeq and is a predicted model, not a curated record. Gene Ontology annotation, molecular function: 3-beta-hydroxy-Delta5-steroid dehydrogenase (NAD+) activity. NCBI's taxonomy places the organism in Eukaryota, Fungi, Basidiomycota, Wallemiomycetes, Wallemiales, Wallemiaceae. Bases 6 to 1250 code for a protein of 414 amino acids. The transcript is spliced from 3 exons.
CGAUCAUGAAGGAUACAUACUUAGUAGUUGGUGGAUCAGGAUUCCUUGGUAAUCACAUCGCAGAAGCCUUGAAAAAGAGGGGAGAUACCGUUUUCGUUACCGAUUUGGUACAGAGACACUUUGAUAACAAGAUUGAGUUCUACUCAGCAGACUUGACUAAAAAGGAGCAGUUGAAUGAACUCGUCAGUAAACUUAAACCAAGCUGUAUCAUACACACUGCAUCACCAAUUCACGGUUUAGGUCAACACGUCUAUAAAGCAGUAAAUGUUGACGGUACAAGUAAUUUACUUGAAGUUGCAAAAGCCAACGACGUCAAGAAGUUCGUUUUCACAAGCUCAGCUGGUACCGUGUAUGAUGGCAGUGAUUUGAUUGACGUUGACGAGAGAUGUCCUUAUCCGCAAGUUGCAAUGGAUGCAUACAACGAGACUAAAGCACAAGCCGAGAAGAUUGUUCUCGAUAACAACGACGACAACGGUUUGCGUACCUGUGCAAUCAGACCUGCUGGUAUCUUCGGUCCGGGCGAUAGACAAGUUCUUGCUGGAUUACUCAAAGUUGUUGAAAACAAUCAAACUAAAUACCAAAUUGGAAAUAAUGAUAACCUCUUCGAUUGGACGUACGUUGGUAAUGUCGUACACGCCCACUUAUUAGCUGCUGAUAAGCUUAAUGAUCCACCAAUUGAUCCAGCUGUAUUUAAAGAAAGCAUUGGAUUCGUUACACCAACUGUUCAAGAUAUUCAAGUACCUACAUCUAGAUCUAAAAACAUUGGACCACACCCAACAAGAGAUGUUACCGAUGAGGAAACAGCUUUCGCUUUAACAUACAAUAAGGGUGUUAAAGAAGUUAAACCAGUAAUUAGAACAAAAUUCGAUCAAUACUUUGAACCAACAAAACCUGAAGUUGCUCCUUCAUUAAAGGUAGCAGGUAAUGCAUUUUUCGUUACAAAUGGUGAACCAAUUUACUUCUGGGAUUUCCCAAGAGCCGUCUGGAGAGGUAUCGGACAUAUUCCACCAAAACCUACUGUUUUGCCUUCCUCAUUUGGUUACUACCUUGGUGCAGCAGCUGAAGCUUUCGCUUGGAUAACUGGACGUGAUGCUGGAUUCACUAGAUACAGAGUAAAAUAUGCAAGCUCAUCUAGAUACUACAAUAUUGAAAAAGCACGUCGAGUGCUUGAUUACGAACCUAUUGUUGGUAUUGAAGAGGGUAUCGCAAAAACUUUGGAUUGGUACAAAACAACUCAAGUAAAGAGUUAAUGAAGAAAUAAAGAUAUCAAAAACAACAAAUGGAAGAAUAUCGUACUUAAUUGGUUUUUUGUGUUUUUAAUAGAUUAAUUU